CCCUGAGCGCCGCCCCGCCCCAGCUUGCUGGGGUGUUGGCUCCGGCUCAGCUCGUCUCUCUCUGCACGCGACCCGGCUCCGGCGCUGGCUCGGGCUCCCCGGGAUGACCGCGAGCCCAGAGAGCCUCUUCUCGUCUGGGAGCGACCUGGACUCCAGCCAGUUACAGAUGGAACCCGAUGAGGUGGACACUCUGAAGGAGGGAGAGGACCCAGCUGACCGAAUGCACCCCUUUCUGGCCAUCUAUGACCUUCAACCUCUGAAAAUGCACCCUGUGGUGUUUGCCCCUGGGGUUCCUGUCACAGCCCAGGUGGUGGGCACUGAAAGAUACACCAGUGGAUCCAAGGUGGGAACCUGCACUCUGUAUUCUGUCCGCUUGACUCAUGGUGACUUUACCUGGACAACCAAGAAGAAGUUCCGUCAUUUCCAGGAGCUGCAUCGGGACCUCCUGAGACACAAAGUCUUAAUGAGUCUACUCCCUCUGGCUCGCUUUGCUGUUCCCUAUCCUCCAGCCCGAGAGGCAGCCGACAGAGAGAUGCCCUCUCUACCCCGAACAGGUCCAGAGGGCUCCACCAGACAUGCGUCCAGCAAACAGAAAUACCUGGAGAAUUACCUCAACCGCCUCCUGACCAUGUCUUUCUACCGCAACUACCACGCCAUGACAGAGUUUCUAGAAGUCAGUCAGCUGUCCUUUAUCCCAGACCUAGGAUCCAAAGGACUGGAAGGGGUAAUCCGGAAGCGUUCAGGUGGCCACCGUCGCGUGCCUGGCCUUACCUGCUGCGGCCGAGACCAAGUUUGCUAUCGCUGGUCCAAGAGGUGGUUAGUGGUGAAGGACUCCUUCCUGCUGUACAUGUGCCUCGAGACUGGCGCCAUUUCAUUUGUUCAGCUCUUUGACCCUGGCUUCGAGGUGCAGGUGGGGAAACGGAGCACAGAGGCACGGUAUGGGGUCCGAAUUGACACCUCCCACAGAUCCCUGAUUCUCAAGUGCAGCAGCUACCGGCAGGCACGGUGGUGGGGCCAGGAAAUCAGUGAACUGGCCCAGGGCCCGGGCAGAGACUUCCUGCAGCUGCACCGGCAUGAGAGCUACGCUCCGCCCCGGCCUGGUACUUUGGCCCGAUGGUUUGUGAAUGGGGCAGGUUACUUUGCUGCUGUGGCAGAUGCCAUCCUGCAAGCUCAAGAGGAGAUUUUCAUCACAGACUGGUGGUUGAGUCCUGAGAUUUACCUGAAGCGUCCGGCACAUUCAGAUGAGUGGAGACUGGACAUUAUCCUCAAGAAGAAGGCGGAGGAGGGUGUCCGUGUGUCUGUACUGCUGUUUAAGGAAGUGGAGUUGGCCUUGGGCAUCAACAGUGGCUAUAGCAAGAGGGCUCUGAUGCUGCUGCACCCCAACAUAAAGGUGAUGCGCCAUCCAGACCAGGUGACAUUGUGGGCCCAUCAUGAGAAGCUCCUGGUGGUGGACCAAGUAGUGGCCUUCUUGGGGGGGUUGGACCUCGCCUAUGGCCGCUGGGAUGACCUGCACUACAGACUGACUGACCUUGGGGACUCCUCUGAAUCAGCUGCCCCACAGCCUCCCACCCCGUGCUCAGACUCUCCAGCCACCCCAGACUUGCCUCACAACCAACUCUUCUGGCUGGGCAAAGACUACAGCAAUCUUAUCACUAAGGACUGGGUGCAGCUGGACCGGCCUUUUGAGGAUUUCAUUGACAGGGAGACCACACCUCGGAUGCCAUGGCGGGAUGUGGGGGUGGUUGUCCACGGCCCACCUGCCCGGGACCUGGCUCGGCACUUCAUCCAGCGCUGGAACCUCACCAAGACUAUCAAGGCCAAGUACAAGACACCCAUGUACCCUUACCUGCUGCCCAAGUCCACCAGCACCUCAAACAGGCUCCCCUUCACACUCCCAGGGGGGCAGUGUGCCACCGUGCAGGUCUUGCGGUCAGUGGACCGCUGGUCAGCGGGGACUUCGGAGAAUUCCAUCCUCAAUGCCUACCUGCACACCAUCAAGGAGAGCCAGCACUUUCUCUACAUUGAGAAUCAGUUCUUCAUUAGCUGCUCAGAUGGACGGACGGUUCUGAACAAGGUGGGCGAUGAGAUUGUGGACAGAAUCCUGAAGGCCCACAAGCAAGAUCAGUGCUUCCGAGUCUAUGUGCUUCUGCCCCUGCUCCCUGGUUUUGAGGGUGACAUCUCCACAGGUGGUGGUAACUCCAUCCAGGCCAUUCUGCACUUCACUUACAGGACCCUGUGUCGCGGGGAAUAUUCAAUCCUACAUCGCCUCAAAGCAGCCAUGGGGACCGCGUGGCGGGACUAUAUAUCCAUCUGUGGACUCCGCACCCAUGGAGAGCUGGGCGGGCACCCAGUCUCAGAGCUUAUCUAUAUCCACAGCAAGAUGCUCAUUGCAGAUGACCGGAUAGUCAUCAUUGGCUCUGCGAACAUCAAUGACCGGAGCCUGCUGGGGAGGCGGGACAGUGAGCUGGCUGUGCUCAUUGAGGACACGGAGAUGGAACCAUCCCUCAUGGAUGGUGUAGAAUAUCAGGCGGGCAGGUUUGCCUUGAGUUUGCGGAAGCACUGCUUCAGCGUGGUUCUUGGGGCUGAUUCCCGGCCAGACCUGGAUCUCCGAGACCCUGUCUGUGAUGACUUCUUCCAGUUGUGGCAAGACACAGCUGAGAGCAACGCCAACAUCUAUGAGCAGAUCUUCCGCUGCUUGCCGUCCAACGCCACACGUUCCCUGAGGGCACUCCGGGAGUAUGUGGCAGUGGAGCCCCUAGCCAUGGUCAGCCCUCCCUUGGCCCGGUCUGAGCUCACCCAGGUCCAGGGCCACCUGGUCCACUUCCCCCUCAAGUUCCUGGAGGAUGAGUCCUUGCUGCCCCCUCUGAGUAGCAAAGAGGGCGUGAUGCCCCUAGAAGUGUGGACAUAGCUGUGGCUCCAGCCAGAACACGUCACCAGCCGCUGGGCUCCACUGAGUCUGGCCCCCUGAUCCUGAGGACUGAGGGCAGUGCCCUGUGCCUUUGAGACCUGGGGGAGGCAGCAUCUCUGAAGGGGACAAGAGAAGUCACAGAGGACCCUUUCCUGAGAAGCAGCCAAAAAGGACACUACCGGCCCUGGACUGGGGAGGCAGGAGGAGGUCCCAGAGACGUUCAUCCUCCCUGCUGCCCAGUUCAAACCACUGCUACAGAGGAGAAGCAAAGCUUCUGCCAGGACACCUGGAGCAAGCCUUCCCAUCUCUCCUCUCCUCCUCCUGCCCCAGGGCCUCUCCCAGCCCACUGCUGCCAAGGUGGAGGGAAGGAUGAAGCCAGCCCUGGCUUCAGCCCCCACAGUGGGGAAGGGUGGGGGGUGCACACUAACUCCCCUCCCCCCAGCCUGCUGACAGACACUAACUUUGUAUCAGUUCAAUAAGCAUUUCAUAAAUAAAAGCAUAGA
Molecule: messenger RNA, 3411 nt
Organism: Hipposideros armiger (great roundleaf bat)
Lineage: Eukaryota; Metazoa; Chordata; Mammalia; Chiroptera; Hipposideridae
Gene: PLD2
Product: phospholipase D2
Exons: 25
Coding region: 104-2908 (934 amino acids)
Biological process (GO): regulation of vesicle-mediated transport; phosphatidic acid biosynthetic process; intracellular signal transduction
Cellular component (GO): intracellular membrane-bounded organelle; plasma membrane region
Molecular function (GO): phosphatidylinositol binding; D-type glycerophospholipase activity
Source: RefSeq, a predicted model, not a curated record